AUGGUCAAUUUCCAGCAAUUUGUUCGGCGCAUAGAAGUCAAACGGGAAGAUGGCGGCCCAAACGACGCAAAGGCCAACUUUGAUACUCUCCCCUUACCACCGGAGAGAAGAACAUUCGGCCCCUGGGAAUUCGUCACACUUUGGGUCAUCACUGGCUCUUUCAAUAUCGGCGGAUGGACCACCGGCUCCUCGCUGAUAGCAUUAGGGCUCAAUGUCUGGCAAUGCAUGUUAACAGUCAUCAUUGGCAAUAUCCUGGUCGGCAUAUUCUGUGUCCUUAGCGGAGCCCCAGGUGCAAAAUGGCACAUUCCAUUCCCGAUCAUCCAGAAAGCUCCAUGGGGAGUGUAUGGGUUUCUCUUCGUCGUGAUCCAGCGCGUCUUCCUUGCUUGCAUUUGGUUCUCCACUCAAGUCUACUGGGGCGGACAAUGUGUCCGAACCCUUUUCACCGCGAUGUGGCCGUCCUUCGCUGAUCUCGAUACGCCCCUGGCGAAUGGUACCAUGACGACGGGAGAUUUUGUGGGCUUCAUUGUCUUCACCGUCUUCUACCUCCCUCUGAUGUGGAUUCGGCCGGAGAAGUACAAGAUACCGUUCCUGAUCUCUUGCAUCAUGGUCAUUCCAACCAUCUUUGUCACCCUGAUCUGGUUUGCGGCCACCGCCAAAGGCGCUGGAAGCUUCGUUCAUGAUGUCAGCGAGAUCCAAGGCGUUACACAGGCUACUGGGAGCCACCUGGGAUGGAUGAUUGUUCUUGGGAUCUGCACCAACAUCAGCAGUAUCAGUGUCCACAUCUACGUCCAAUCGGACUACACCAGAUACGCGAGGAAACCAAAGGACCAGAUUUUGGCUCAAAUGGUCAUGGUCCCAAUGGGGACAAUAGUCGUCGCCUUGAUUGGAAUCAUCUGCACAUCAUGCGCGGCUUCGAUCUUCCCCGAACAGCAAGGAACUCUUCUGUGGGAACCUUACCGCCUUUUCGGUGCCCUUCAACAACACUACAACAACUCGCCUCGCUCUAGAGCUGCUGCCGCUUUCGGAAGUCUUUCGUUUAUGGUCGCACAGUUUGGAAUGGUUGUUGCAAACAAUGGUGUCUCGGCCGGAAUCGAUCUUUCGUCUUUACUCCCCCGUUUUUUUACAAUUCGUCGAGGCAUGUAUUUGAUGUCGUGCAUCGCCUUCAUACUUCAACCUUGGCGCCUGCUGAACGGAGCUGGGAAAUUUCUCAACGUUUUAGGCGGUUAUGGUGUCUUCCUUGGGCCGAUGACUGGAAUCACCUUCUGUGACUACUUCCUUGUGCGAAAACGGCUUCUAAAGCUGAGCCACCUGUACCAAAACAACCCUGAGAGUAUCUACUACUACUGGAAGGGAAUGAACUGGCGAGCCCCGGUUGCCUGGUUGAUGGGUGUCUGGAUAACGCUACCGGGGUUUGCAAAACGAGUACAGGAUCCGACAGUGGAGUUGGAAGGCUGGUCUCAGAUGUAUUAUAUCUCAUGGCCAUUGGGGACGUUGAUCUCCAUGAUCACAUACUACGCUCUCCACCAUUUGUUCCCGAUUAAAGGUGUCGGACUGGUUGAUGAUAUCGAUUAUUUUGGUACUUUUGGUCCAGUUGGAACCGUGUUUGUUGACGGCGUUGACCUGCAGGCUCAGAAGGGUGAUCCUGAGAAAGGGGCGCUAGAUCAUGAAUCCGAGAAGACCGACGCCGCCAGCCGUUAG
This is a messenger RNA of Exophiala aquamarina CBS 119918, 1698 nucleotides long. RefSeq lists its product as uncharacterized. Gene Ontology annotation, molecular function: nucleobase transmembrane transporter activity. NCBI's taxonomy places the organism in Eukaryota, Fungi, Ascomycota, Eurotiomycetes, Chaetothyriales, Herpotrichiellaceae. The record is from RefSeq and is a predicted model, not a curated record. The transcript has a single exon. Gene Ontology annotation, biological process: transmembrane transport; nucleobase transport. Gene Ontology annotation, cellular component: plasma membrane. Bases 1 to 1698 code for a protein of 565 amino acids.